AUGCCAGCGAAGCACUCGCGCAGAAGCCAUUCAUUUUUGCACCGUUUCACAGUGAGAAUAUAUUCUCUCUCUACAGAGUUAGAGAGAGAGAGAGAGAGUACAAGGGCAAGAACGACGACGUCAAAUUCCUGCCGCUCCAGUAAUAAAUAAUAAUAUUCGGCUUUCUGCAUUGCAUUGAAAUAUGGUGGAUCAGAACGUUUUGGCAGCCCUUUUUGGGUUUGCCAUUUUUUAUGGGUUUUUGAUAUUCAGAAAAGCUGGUGGCACCCGGAAGAGUUGCUUGCCGGAAGAAACCGCUGCCACCACCGUCAUUGACGGCGGUGAAUGCAGAUCGAAGGACGGAGGGGGAGAAUAUUUUGACGUUAUCAUUGUUGGUGCUGGCGUCGCUGGUGCGGCUCUGGCUCACACUCUUGGAAAGGAUGGGCGUCGGGUGCGAGUAAUUGAGAGAGACUUGACUGAGCCCGAUCGAAUAGUGGGAGAACUGUUGCAACCAGGUGGAUACCUCAAACUGAUUGAGUUAGGACUGGAAGAUUGUGUGGAGCAAAUUGAUUCCCAGAGGGUGUUUGGAUAUGCUUUAUUCAAGGAUGGGAAGUCCACGCGACUUUCUUAUCCUUUGGAAAAGUUUCACUCUGAGAUAUCUGGGAGGAGCUUUCACAAUGGACGCUUCAUACAGAGGAUGCGCGAAAAAGCUGCAUCUCUCCCCAAUGUGCAAUUGGAGCAAGGUACUGUCGCAUCUCUGCUUGAAGAUGAGGGAACUAUUAGAGGUGUACAAUACAAGACAAAAUCUGCUGAAGACCUGAAAGCUUAUGCACCUCUGACCAUUGUAUGUGAUGGCUGCUUUUCCAACUUGCGACGUUCCCUUUGCAACCCGAAGGUAGAUGUGCCUUCUUGUUUUGUUGGGCUGGUGCUGGAGAAUUGUCAACUUCCUUUUGCAAACCACGGGCAUGUAGUUUUGGCAGAUCCAUCUCCAAUCUUGUUUUACCCCAUCAGUAGCACUGAGAUCCGCUGUCUGGUUGAUGUUCCUGGUCAAAAGGUGCCUUCUGUAUCAAAUGGUGAAAUGGAAAAAUAUUUGAAAACCGUAGUUGCUCCCCAGGUCCCUAUCGAACUGCGUGAUGCAUUCAUUUCUGCAAUUGAGAGAGGAAACAUUAGGACAAUGCCAAACAGAAGCAUGCCGGCUGCUCCACAUCCAACUCCAGGGGCUUUGCUUAUGGGGGAUGCAUUUAACAUGCGCCACCCCUUGACAGGUGGAGGAAUGACUGUAGCAUUGUCUGAUAUUGUUGUACUACGCAAUCUUCUUAGGCCACUGCACGAUUUGAAUGAUUCAAGUACUCUGUGCAAAUAUCUCGAGUCUUUCUACACCUUGCGGAAGCCUGUGGCAUCCACUAUCAACACAUUGGCAGGUGCCCUUUACAAGGUAUUCAGUGCUUCACCUGAUAAAGCACGGAAUGAAAUGCGCCAGGCAUGCUUUGAUUAUUUGAGCCUUGGAGGCGUUUUCUCAGAUGGCCCAGUGUCUCUGCUCUCAGGGUUGAACCCCAGGCCACUGAGCUUGGUUUGCCAUUUCUUUGCAGUGGCAAUUUAUGGUAUUGGCCGUUUGAUGCUGCCUUUUCCUUCGCCUGGACGUAUAUGGAUUGGUGCUAGAUUGAUUUCAUUUUGUUAAAAUCAGAGUGCAUCAGGAAUAAUCUUUCCAAUUAUCAAGGCCGAAGGAGUAAGGCAGAUGUUCUUCCCAGCAACAGUUCCUGCAUAUUAUCGAGCUCCACCUAUUAAAUAAGCUUUGUUAAAGCCGAAGUCUGGAGGAGAGUGCGAACUCAACAAAAAUAUGUCAUAUUGUGUCGAUUUCAUUUCUCGACUUCAGGAGUACAAACUUUUUCCUUGUACAUUUUUAGUUUUGCCUUCAAUGACAUGAACAUUAAAAUGUGUGGUGAUGGAGACUGCAUGGUUAGCGAUUCUGUAGAAGUUAAAUCAUUUUAGCCCAUAUAACCCGUUUGACAUUCGACCUUUUUCGUUUUCUAUUAUCACACGUUUUCUAUAACGUGAAAUUGCUA
Messenger RNA from Olea europaea var. sylvestris, 2039 nucleotides. Its product is annotated as squalene epoxidase 1-like. The record is from RefSeq and is a predicted model, not a curated record. NCBI's taxonomy places the organism in Eukaryota, Viridiplantae, Streptophyta, Magnoliopsida, Lamiales, Oleaceae. The coding region runs from base 182 to 1654 and encodes 490 amino acids. Gene Ontology annotation, molecular function: flavin adenine dinucleotide binding; squalene monooxygenase activity. Gene Ontology annotation, biological process: sterol biosynthetic process. The transcript has 8 exons. Gene Ontology annotation, cellular component: endoplasmic reticulum; membrane.